Molecule: messenger RNA, 3459 nt
Organism: Zophobas morio
Lineage: Eukaryota; Metazoa; Arthropoda; Insecta; Coleoptera; Tenebrionidae
Gene: KaiR1D
Product: glutamate receptor ionotropic, kainate 2
Exons: 17
Coding region: 106-2838 (910 amino acids)
Biological process (GO): synaptic transmission, glutamatergic; modulation of chemical synaptic transmission; monoatomic ion transport
Cellular component (GO): plasma membrane; postsynaptic density membrane
Molecular function (GO): transmitter-gated monoatomic ion channel activity involved in regulation of postsynaptic membrane potential; glutamate receptor activity
Source: RefSeq, a predicted model, not a curated record
GGUCGGCAGGAGCAACUCAAUAACGUCCGCGUCGAUAUCGUUUCGAGUUUCUGUGCUGUCCACAUAUUUACAUCAAACGGUCACUGAAGAAGUGCAGAUGUUUUCAUGAUGGAGUGGCUAACGCAAUUGCUUCUGGUGCUUCUGCUGAUGAAAUUCUCCAACACGCUGCCGGAUGUCAUCCGAAUAGGUGGGCUGUUCCAUCCGGCGGACGAUAAGCAGGAGAUUGCGUUUAGAUACGCAGUCGAGAAAAUCAACAGCGAUCGAAUGAUCCUGCCGAGAUCCAAACUUAGCGCUCAGAUAGAGAAAAUGUCUCCCCAGGACAGCUUCCACGCAUCGAAAAAAGUUUGUCACCUAUUGCGAAGUGGAGUGGCUGCCAUCUUUGGGCCGCAGUCGGCACAUACGGCCAGUCACGUGCAGUCAAUAUGCGACACAAUGGAAAUCCCACACCUGGAGACGAGAUGGGACUACCGGCUCCGGAGGGAGAGCUGUCUUGUCAACCUCUACCCCCAUCCCACCACCUUGUCCAAGGCAUACGUGGAUUUGGUGAAAGCCUGGGGCUGGAAAUCCUUCACCAUAAUCUACGAGAAUAAUGAGGGUCUGGUACGGCUGCAGGAGCUGCUGAAAGCCCACGGACCCUACGAGUUCCCCAUCACCGUCCGCCAACUGGGGGAAAGCUCUGAUUACAGGCCGCUGCUCAAGCAAAUCAAGAAUUCUGCAGAGUCGCAUAUCGUCUUAGAUUGUUCAACUGAAAGGAUUUACGAUGUUUUGAAGCAGGCGCAACAGAUCGGGAUGAUGAGCGACUAUCACAGCUAUCUCAUAACCUCCUUAGACCUGCACGGGGUGGAUCUGGAGGAGUUCAAGUACGGGGGCACCAAUAUAACGGCUUUCCGACUGGUGGAUCCUGAUGGGCCGGAAGUUCGCAAAGUUGUGCGAGAAUGGAAUUUAAGCGAGGCAAAGAACAAAAAGGGAGAGAUUUCAUCGAUAAUUCGGGAUAAUAAUACUUUUGUAAAGGCAGAAACGGCCUUAAUGUACGACGCGGUGCAUUUGUUUGCGAAAGCGCUCCACGACCUGGACACCAGCCAGCAAAUUGAUAUCAAGCCGCUGAGCUGCGACGCGGUGGACACGUGGCCGCACGGGUACAGCCUGAUCAACUACAUGAAAAUCGUGGAAAUGCGGGGCUUGACCGGAGUGAUCAAGUUCGACCAUCAGGGAUUCAGGAGCGAUUUCGUGCUGGAUAUCAUCGAACUGAGUAAAGAAGGCUUGAAGAAGAUAGGUACGUGGAACUCGACAGAAGGCGUCAACUUUACGAGGACUUACGGGGAGGCCUAUACCCAGAUCGUGGAGAUUAUCCAGAACAAGACUUUCGUCGUCACGACGAUUCUAAGUUCCCCUUACGUCAUGCGGAAAGAAGCCAGCGAAAAACUGACCGGCAACGCUCAGUUCGAAGGAUACGCCGUCGAUCUCAUUCACGAGAUAUCUCGUGUCUUGGGCUUCAACUACACCAUUCGCCUGGCACCAGAUGGUAGAUACGGAUCGCUAAAUCGGGAGACCAAAGAAUGGGACGGGAUGAUAAGGGAGCUGCUCGACCAGAAAGCCGACUUGGCGAUCGCCGACUUGACCAUUACGUACGACAGAGAGCAAGCCGUCGACUUCACGAUGCCCUUCAUGAACCUCGGCAUCAGCAUCCUGUACCGGAAACCCAUCAAACAACCCCCGAACCUCUUCUCGUUCCUGUCGCCGCUGUCCCUCGACGUCUGGAUCUACAUGGCCACCGCGUACCUCGGCGUCUCGGUACUCCUGUUCAUCCUGGCCAGGUUCACCCCGUACGAGUGGCAGAACCCGCACCCCUGCAACCCCAACCCCGACCACCUCGAGAACCAGUUCACCCUGUUCAACUGCAUGUGGUUCGCGAUCGGUUCUUUGAUGCAGCAAGGAUGCGACUUCUUACCAAAGGCCGUCUCCACCCGCAUGGUAGCCGGGAUGUGGUGGUUCUUUACCCUUAUAAUGAUCUCUUCGUACACAGCCAAUUUAGCCGCCUUUCUCACGGUGGAACGCAUGGACUCCCCCAUCGAAAGCGCCGACGACCUAGCCAAACAGACCAAAAUAAAGUACGGAGCUUUGCGAGGAGGAUCCACGGCGGCCUUCUUCAGGGACUCCAACUUCUCCACGUACCAGCGCAUGUGGUCCUUCAUGGAGUCGCAGCGCCCUUCCGCCUUCACCGCCAGCAACGUGGAGGGCGUGGAGCGCGUGGUGAAGGGCCGCGGCAACUACGCCUUCCUCAUGGAGUCGACGUCCAUCGAGUACGUGAUCGAGCGCAACUGCGAGCUCACCCAAGUGGGCGGCAUGCUCGAUUCCAAGGGCUACGGCAUCGCGAUGCCCCCGAACUCGCCCUUCAGGACGGCAAUUAGCGGGGCGAUAUUGAAGCUGCAGGAGGAGGGCAAACUCCACAUCUUGAAGACGCGGUGGUGGAAGGAGAAGCGGGGGGGCGGCGCGUGCAGGGACGAGACGACGAAGACGAGCAGCACCGCCAACGAGCUGGGGCUGGCCAACGUGGGCGGCGUGUUCGUGGUGCUGAUGGGCGGCAUGGGGGUGGCUUGCGUGAUCGCGGUGUGCGAGUUUGUGUGGAAGUCGAGGAAAGUGGCAGUGGAAGAACGGUCGUCUUUAUGUGCUGAGAUGGCAACUGAAUUAAGAUUCGCCCUACGUUGUCAAGGGUCCACAAAACCGAUUCGUAAGAAGGGUCGAUCCUGUAACGCGCCAACAGGGGUUGACGACGGUCGAUUUCAUCCCCUAGGAUCCUAUACGUCUUACGGUUUUGUUAGUAAAGAGCCCAUUAAUUAGAAUAUGGUAUAUUUUGAUUAAACUGUUCAUAUUUUACGGAUCGUACUUAGCUGUUUCUUGCUAACUAACUAUUUUUGAACAUGUUUGCUACGACAAUAUUUACAAGCUUUUGAUAUGCGAAGAGGUUAUCUUGCAUUAUUUUCUUACGGGGGAGGAGUGUCACGUGUCGCUGAGUUGCGACUUAAGUACAAAAUGUAAAUCAAAAGAAGUGGGGGAAUUUGGUUUAUUUCGAAUUAGUGCUGUGUGUUUUUUGAUCAACAUAUCAACCAAUUUAGUUCUGGUAGUUGUUCUUUUCAAGCUCAAUUGUUGUAUUAAUUGAAAUAUAUCAUAUUUGAUGAUUAGCGUAGGAUUUAGUCAACCAUCUCUAUUUUUUCAGGCUAGCUGUUUUAUAAAUUUUUAUAUAUACUUAUAUAUAGUUAUUUCAAGAAUACUGCCAUGUUGUCUUUUAUGUGUGUUUUCUUUUUCCUGUGUAAUAAAUUAGUACGACUCAAACUUGUAAGAACUUUAGAUUUCCGUGUUAUUUUUAUAUGUUUGAAAUAUAGUAGUUCUUGUAAAUAUUCAUCUUUAGUUUUACAGCUCAUUUAGUGAUUGUAAAAAGUCAUGUUCAUGUUCAUAACUCAA